Molecule: messenger RNA, 1104 nt
Organism: Rhododendron vialii
Lineage: Eukaryota; Viridiplantae; Streptophyta; Magnoliopsida; Ericales; Ericaceae
Exons: 3
Coding region: 1-1104 (367 amino acids)
Biological process (GO): base-excision repair
Cellular component (GO): nucleus
Molecular function (GO): phosphoric diester hydrolase activity; DNA binding; double-stranded DNA 3'-5' DNA exonuclease activity
Source: RefSeq, a predicted model, not a curated record
AUGCUGGCUGCAGAAGAAGGAGGCGAAGACAACUCUCCAAUUUGGCAAUCCAUUAGUGAGGAUGCUGACCGACUCCCUGAUCAGGUGGCAAACAAUUCUUCACCAGAUUUGGAAGAAGUGGUGCAAACUCAUCCUGAUGUCGUUAGAGAGGUUCUUGCAACCAUGGCCGUUGGAGGUGAGUUGGGUAUUUCUUUUCGCCCUAAUGAUGAUCUGAUUCUUCGCAAAAUGAUUGAUUUUGAGUCUCAGGAAUUCUUUCAUAUUAUAUCUUGGAAUAUUAGAGGUUUGUGGAGCUUGGUCAAGAAACGAUUUUUGUAUAAACUAAUUAAAAAGAGAAAGCCUGACAUGGUGUUGAUUCAGGAAACAAAGUUGGAAGCCAUGGAUUUUUUUUCGGUUCAGAGGCUGUGGGGCAGUGGUGAUUUUGAUUUUGCUUUCUCUAGUGCUUCCGGGGCUUCAGGGGGACUGCUAGUGAUUUGGAAAAAAGUUUUUUUCAAAGCUGAAAAUAUUGUCUGUCACAGAUCGUUUAUUAAUAUGCAAGGUAGGAUUCAUGCUGAUUUUCCUUGUGUUGUGGUAAACAUUUAUGCUCCAAAUGAUGUGGGUAGUAGGAGAGGAGUUUGGGAGGAGUUGGUGGCUCUAAAAUGUGUCUUUCCAGUUCCUUGGUGUAUUGGGAGAGAUUUUAAUGAAAUUAAGGCGAUCAGUGAAAGGGUAGGCUGCCAGAGAAUGGAGAGGGGAAUGAAGGAUUUUUUGGAAUUUUGUAACAAUAUGGAACUACUCGACCUUCCGAUGUGGCUUGAGAAAUUCAAGGUGGUCCAAUGGGGGAUUCAUAGACCAAUUUCUGACCAUUGCCCAAUUGUAAUUACUAAUGACGAACGGGAUUGGGGACCUAGGCCGUUUCGGUUCAUGGAUAUCUGGCUAUCGAACCCGAGGUGUAUGGCAAUUGCAAAGGAGUCGUGGGAGGAUAAUUCGGUGACUGGAUGGGCUGGAUUCCGAAUUUUGCAAAAAUUGAGGGCCAUUAAAGAAAAGCUCAAGGUGUGGAACAUGCAAAGUGGAGUUUGGGGAUGUAAACUCAGCAUUGCUAGCAUCGGAAGUAGAACUUCAUCAAUUUGA